AUGGAAAUGUCCCCAAAAAAGUCCCAAAACCUCGUCUAUAAUAUCAACAUUUUGAAGUACAUGAUUAAGUUGAAGAGUCGUAACACAACUAACAUCUUUGUUCACAAGUCACUAUAUUCACGACAGUCAGACGACACAUUCCACUUCAUGUCUAACAACCCUAAUACCCGCAGACCAUAUGAUUUAAAGCUCCUGCUGUGUCGAACAUCCCACGCACAGCAAUAUGUCACAACCAGAGCGGCGGCCAAUUACUCAGUGGGAUGGUCCGCUGCCCGCCAGCUCGCCACGCUCCAGUCAAUCGUCAAACUCUGGCGCUUCAAUACCGUCCGCUCUCACCACUGUCCGCCGCUGCAGAACUCUGGGGAGCACACUGUAUUGCCAACAGUUCCCUCAGUGCCUGUCUCCAAAGAUGAGCGCCGCUGGAAGUCCUCAAGUCGCCACUCCAAUGGUUACCAGCAGGACCUGAGACCCAGAGCACCAAACGGAGAUCCACUGAAGGUUGGCGUCAGCAUGAAAAUCAACGGUAUAUCUGAAGUCAACCUCGAACAGAUGUCCAUUCUGUUCGAGGUGUAUCUUCGUGUAUCGUGGAGGGACACUCGCCUCGUCUUUCCUCAUUCCAUUCUCAAAGCCUCCAGUGAUGCUCCUAAGGGCUUAUCCAACACCCAGGAGAAAACAUCUAUGACAGUGUCCCCAGCGCUACUGAAGAAGUGCCUCUCUACUGUUGCAGGUGUGGGUGCCGAGGCAUUCGCACUCCUCCUCGACACCUUCACCUUCCUGCAGAAGUUCCAGGGCGUCACCAUUUCGUCAGAUUCCACCGUGUACACCUCCGUCAUGAUGCAGCUCAAACUGGUGUGCAGCAUGUCCUUCUACAUGUAUCCCUUUGACGUCCAGCGAUGCACUGUCUUUAUCAAGAGCUACAUCUACCAGCUGCACGAGCUCGCUCUGGACUGGAUGCCACCUGGACUCAGCACAGACGAGGACCUCAAGCGGCAGCUGGCGAGCUAUGACUUUUCGGUGAGGAGUCUGAACGGCACCACAUGUUCCUGCACCAAGUGUGUGCCCGAGACGUCGCCAUGUCUCCGCGUCCAUCUCGUGCUUCGCCGCCACAGCUUCAUCCACGUCAUGAGUUCCUACGUGCCUUCUGGACUCUUCGUGGUGGUGGGGUGGACUUCAUUCUUCUGGCCCGCCGAGGUGGUGCCGGGGCGAACUGUACUUGUGAUCACCUCGCUUCUCACCAUCACCUCCAUGUACACCGGCAUCAGGCAGACGAGUCCCACCACCAGCUACGUGAAGGCCCUGGACGUGUGGAUGUUGAUGUGCAUUCUUCUCACCACUGUGCCUCUCCUGCAGUACGCCCUCAUCCUGUCAUGGAGGAAGACCAGUGACAGCAGCGUAAAGAAAGUAGUGCCCGGGAAGUCUGCGGCGCCCUCUGGAAUGUCUGCCACUGAAAUCUAUGAGACACGCAAGAGAAAAGCCGAGAUGGUUGGCCGCGUGGGAUUACCGGUCUGUUUCCUGCUGUUCAACCUCGCCUACUGGCCCUCCUACCUGACCCCGAGCCUCUAUGCCCUCGACUGAGCCGCCCAUCACUGUGUGCGGCGCCCUCUUGUCGCGGUGCGCUCUGAACUAAUGUGCCGAAUGUCUUGUCGUUUGUUACUCUCAUUUCGUGAGGUGAGAAGUAUUAAAUCGUGCUACAUGUGUUGCAAACCACCGGAUUUUUAUUUACGGUCAUGAAGAUCUUUGAAUUUUAUACUCAAAAAGAAAGCUCUGCUAUGUAUUUUCAAUAAACUAUACAAUCAUGUAGUUUUGAUACCACCCAAGUACAUACGUGUUAGUA
Portunus trituberculatus (swimming crab) is the source of this 1834-nucleotide messenger RNA. Its product is annotated as glutamate-gated chloride channel alpha-like. The transcript has 15 exons. NCBI's taxonomy places the organism in Eukaryota, Metazoa, Arthropoda, Malacostraca, Decapoda, Portunidae. Gene Ontology annotation, cellular component: synapse; neuron projection; membrane. Gene Ontology annotation, biological process: chloride transmembrane transport; nervous system process; signal transduction. Gene Ontology annotation, molecular function: chloride channel activity; extracellular ligand-gated monoatomic ion channel activity; neurotransmitter receptor activity. The record is from RefSeq and is a predicted model, not a curated record. Bases 1 to 1575 code for a protein of 524 amino acids.